This is a messenger RNA of Ylistrum balloti, 3612 nucleotides long. RefSeq lists its product as uncharacterized. The transcript has 2 exons. Gene Ontology annotation, biological process: proteolysis; DNA integration. Lineage: Eukaryota; Metazoa; Mollusca; Bivalvia; Pectinida; Pectinidae. The coding region runs from base 1 to 3612 and encodes 1203 amino acids. The record is from RefSeq and is a predicted model, not a curated record. Gene Ontology annotation, molecular function: zinc ion binding; aspartic-type endopeptidase activity; nucleic acid binding.
AUGUCUUCGAUCGACCUGAAUGGUAUUGAGCCGUUCAACGCAAAUGGUGACCCAGGUCAUUUACAGCAGGAAUGGAAGCGAUGGCUUCGUAGUUUCGAUUUAUUUGCCACUGGCAAGGGUGUAACAGACAAGAAACAGUUGAAAGCGUUAUUACUACACUGUGCAGGGGUACCAGUUCAAGACAUCUAUUUCACGCUAACAGAGGCGGAGGGAGGUGAUGAGUAUGCUGUAGCGGUAGCCACACUGAGUAAACAUUUUGAAACAAAAAUAAACGUGCCAUACGAACGGUAUGUAUUUCGGUCAAUGUGUCAGGAAGACGAGUCUAUCGAACAAUUCAUCACCAGACUCAGAAGACAAGCAGUUCUUUGUGAAUUUGGGAACAUUGAGGAACAAAUAAGGGAUCAAAUAAUAGAAAAAUGUAAAUCUCAUAAACUUAGAACCAAAUGUCUGGAAAAGGGGAAGGAAUUGACACUUGAUCAAUUACGCACAAUCGCGGCUACAAUGGAAAUGGCAGAUGUCCAGGCUAAGAAAAUGGAGUCUCCUCUAAGCUCAGUCAAUCAGAUAAACUUUGUGAAACAAAAGGACACAAAACGGUCAACAAGUAGUAGCACAAAGGCUUUAUGUUUUCGAUGUGGACGUGAAGGUCAUUUCGCGAAAGAUUCAGGCUGUCCAGCGAAAAACAAAAAGUGCAAUAAGUGUGGUAAGAUGGGGCAUUUUCGUGCAUGCUGUAAAACAAAGGAACCACGUUGUCUAAAGGCAGAGAGGUCAACAUUGUCAAAGGUCAAAGGUAAAGUGAACUGUGUAGAGUCAGAGGCAGAGUAUGCAUUUAGUGUACAACACACAGAUGCAGACAGACUUUCGUUCAUGGUUGGUGGUCACAAAGUUGAUAUGGUUGUGGAUAGUGGAGCGACAGUCAAUAUCAUUGACAAGCCUACAUGGGAGGACUUAAAGAAAAGAAAGAUUGUGUGUCGUUCAGAGAAAACUGACAAACGGCUGUAUUCAUAUGGAGCAGAUAAACCUUUAUCGUUACUUGGCAAAUUUAUUACUACGGUGUCUGUUGACGGAAGUGAUGAUGAAAUUGAGGCUGCCUUUUAUGUACUUGAUGGCACAGGUUCGGCUUUAUUAGGGAGGGCUACGGCAGUAGAUCUCGGAGUGCUGAAAAUUGGAGUCUACUCAGUCCAUGAUGAUAUAUUGGAUAAGUACAAGUCAUGUUUUGGAGGAAUUGGGAAGCUGAAUGACUUCAAAUUGAAGCUUCAUAUUGAUCCAUCUGUAAAACCGGUGGCACAACCUAUGUAUAGGAUUCCUUACAGUCUACGAGAGAAAGUCGGUGCUAAACUUGAUGAACUUGAGGAUCAGGACAUUAUCGAGAAGGUGAAUGACCCAACCCCGUGGGUUAGCCCGGUAAUAGUUGUCCCAAAACCUAAUGGCGAUAUCAGGAUAUGUGUGGAUAUGAGACAGGCUAAUCAAGCUAUAGUCCGUGAGAGACACCCAAUACCCACUGUGGACGAGAUACUGUACAAUAUGAAUGGGAGUACAGUGUUCAGCAAAUUAGAUAUGAAGUAUGGAUAUCACCAGAUAGAAUUAGAAGAUUCAUCAAGGGAGAUAACUACAUUUGUGACGCAUCAAGGAUUAUACAGGGAUAAACAUGAACAUGAUCAAAGGCUAGAGAAAGCAUUGUGUAGACUGCAGGAAAAGAACUUAACUCUGAACAAGGAGAAAUGCGAGUGGGGAAUGGACAAGAUCACAUUUAUGGGUCAUGUAUUGUCAAAAAAUGGAAUCGCGCCGACAUCCGAUCGUUCAAUGGCCAUUAUUGAGGCUCAGAGGCCACAAAGUGCAUCUGAGGUGAGAAGCUUUUUAGGCAUUGUCAACUUUAGUGCUCGCUAUAUUCCAAACUUGGCUACAUUGUCUGAACCCUUGAGACGACUUACCAAGUCCAGUGUAAAGUUUUUGUGGGGACAGGAACAGGAGGAUUGUUUUCGAGCAUUAAAGGAAAGCCUUGUGAACGCAGAUACAUUGGGACAUUUCCGAUUAGACGCAACAAAAACACAACUUGUGACUGACGCGAGUGAUGUAGGUUUAGGGGCUGUACUCGUUCAGGAAUCUGAAGGCGAGACCAAAGUUAUCAGCUAUGCUAGUCGUACACUGACUGAUGUUGAAAGAAGGUACUCAACCACAGAAAAGGAGGCCUUAGCAGUGGUUUGGGCAUGUGGAAAGUUCCACAUAUACCUGUAUGGCAUUGAUUUUGAGCUGGUGACAGACCACAAACCAUUGGAAAUACUGUAUGGUCCAAAAUCCAAACCUAACGCGCGUAUUGAACGGUGGGUUAUGAGACUGAUGCCCUACAAUUUUCGUAUUAGGUAUCAACCUGGUAAACAGAACAUUGCUGACGCAUUGUCGCGACUUGUGAAAAGGAAACACAGUGGUGUAACAGAUCUACAAACAGAAACAGAGCAUUAUGUCAGAGCUGUGGCAGAGAGAAGCACUCCAAAAGCAAUGACAACUCGUGAGGUGGAGGAAAAAUCCAAGUCUGAUCCCGAGCUAACACUGGUGAGAAAGGCUUUAUCUGCAGACCAGUGGGAAAAGGAAUGUGUAAAGUAUUAUGCGGUAAAAGAUGAACUGUCCCAGAUAGGGUACCUGCUGUUACGUGGAACACGAUUGGUUAUUCCAGCAGUGUUACGAACAGAAUGUAUUAAAUUAGCUCACCAGGGACACCUUGGUAUUGUCGCUACAAAGCAACAGCUACGAACUAAAGUGUGGUGGCCAACUUUAGAUAAGGACGUAGAGGCUUAUGUCAAGUCAUGUCAUGGCUGUCAAGUGGUAAGUUCAUUGCCACGGCCCGAGCCCAUAUCGCCGACCCCUAUGCCAUCAGGACCAUGGCAGGAUCUCUCGAUAGACCUGCUAGGACCUUUACCGUCAGGACACUACGUGUUUGUUGUAAUAGACUAUUACAGCAGAUAUUAUGAAGUGGACAUUACAAAGGAUAUAUCUAGUGAAAGGAUGAUUGAUGCACUUGAGAACAUGUUUGCACGUUAUGGACUUCCGGUAUCGAUUACAUCAGAUAACGGUCCUCAGUUUGUGUCGGCCUUGUUCGAGGAAUUUCUAUGUGAUAAUGGAAUUCAUCACAGACGUGUUACUCCGCUCCACCCAGCAGCAAAUGGAGAGGUGGAACGACAGAACAGAUCUAUCAUGAAACGAAUACGUAUUGCUCAUGCUGAAUCAGGUGACUGGAAGAAAGAUUUGAGAACUUAUCUUUUGGCAUACAGGGGCACGCCCCAUGCUGUAACAGGUGUUUCUCCAGCAGAGUUAAUGUUUGGGCGUAAAUUGAGGAAUAAAGUACCUCAACUUGAUGUUCAUCGGAAUGAAACCAUCGAAGAAGGAGUUCGUGAUAGAGACUGGUUUGCAAAAGUCAAAAACAAACUUUACAUUGAUGAAAAACGUGGUGCAAAAGAAUCAGAUCUAGUUGAAGGAGAUCAGGUGUUAGUUAAACAGUCGAGGAACAAUAAGCUAAGUUCUCCAUUCAACCCAACUCCGUUUAAACUCCAAAGGAAAGUUGGAAAUCAGUGUACUCUUGCUUCUCCUGAGGGAGUUGAGUAUAAGCGUAAUGUUGUGUAA